AUGGCUCACACGCCACAAAAAGUCGAUGACGCUACUACCCCAGAUUCCGAGAACAAGGUCAGGGACACUCGCGACCAUGUCAACGAAAAGCAAGAUGAUGCCAGCGACGGCAGCUCGAAAGAUGGUGAGGAGAAGGAGCCUUCUGGCGGCAUUGGGCACUAUGUCAGAAUCUUUCGUUACGCCGAUGCCCUGUCCAAGACCCUCUUUGUUGUCGCCAUCGUCGGUUCGAUAGCCUCAGGCGCAGCCUUGCCAUUGAUGUCCCUCAUCUUUGGCCAAUUUACCAACCAGUUUAGCGACUUCUCGAUCGGACAAGCGAACCGCGAAAACUUCCAAAACUCGGUCGACGACCUAGUUCUGUGGUUCGUGUACCUCUUCAUCGCUCGGUUUGUCAUCGUCUAUGCUGCCAACGUCGCCAUCAGCACCGCUGCCAUACGAACAACUGCGGCUAUCAGAAGGGCCUUUCUGGAGGCUACCCUACGGCAAGAAGUGUGGCAUUUUGACAAAGCGUCCAAUGGCUCCGCAGCUACCCAGGUCACCACCAACGGCAAUCGCAUCAACCAGGGUCUAGCAGACAAGCUGGCCUACAUAGCGCAAGGGCUUGGCCUCUUCUUCUCGAGCUUCAUCAUCGCUCUGGCCGUUCAAUGGAAGCUUUCACUCAUCAUCAUGUCAAUUGUCCCCGCCAUCUUCCUGGUGACAGGAGGCUGCAUCGCAGUCGAUGCUAUUCAAGAGGCUCGCAUCGUCAGAAUUUACUCCAGGGCUGCCGUGAUGGCUCAAGAGGCCAUCAGUUCCGUCAAGACUGUUCACGCCUUCUGGGCUCAAGAAAAGAUCGCUGCCAAAUAUGACGUCUUUCUGCAAGAUGCAUGGAAAGAGGGCAAGAAGAAGAGUCCCAAUUAUGGAAUCCUCUUCUCCACCGAGUACUUCCUCGUCCUAGCUGGUACUGCCUUGGCCUUCUGGCAGGGCUUCCGCAUGUUUCAAAGCGGUGAGAUUGGCAGCGUGGGUACAGUUUUCACCGUGGUCCUGUCUGUCACGCUCGGUGCCACCGCCAUGUCCCUUGUAGCUCCUCAGAUCCAAAGCAUUACCAAUGCUUCAUCCGCUGCAGCAGAAUUGUUCUCCAUCAUUGACAAGAAAUCCGAGUUGGAUCCCCUGUCGAUCGAAGGCAAGCAGCCGCCCACAUGCCACGGCGAGAUCCAUGUACGCAACCUAUGCUUUGCAUACCCCUCGCGGCCUCAAGCCCAGGUUCUACACUCGCUUGAUCUGUCGAUUCCGGCUGGCAAGACCACUGCUCUGGUCGGUGCAAGUGGUUGCGGCAAGAGCACGCUCGUCGGCCUCCUCGAGCGUUGGUACGUUCCCACUAGUGGUGAGAUCUUACUGGAUGGUGUCGAUAUUAGCCAGUACAACACACAUUGGUUGCGCAAACAGAUCAGACUUGUCCAGCAGGAACCAGUCCUCUUCCGUGGUACCGUAUUUGAGAACGUUGCCAAAGGUUUCGUGGGUUCUCAACUCGAACUGUCUCAGGAUGAGCAGGUGAAGCUGGUUGAGGAGGCCUGCAAGUCCGCCAAUGCUCACGACUUCAUUGUCGAUCUUCCCAAUGGCUACCAUACCCAGGUUGGCGAGCGUGCAUCGAUGCUGAGUGGCGGUCAAAAACAACGCGUGGCAAUCGCGCGCAGCAUUAUAUCUGACCCUCGGAUCCUUCUAUUGGACGAGGCCACGAGUGCGCUGGAUCCCCGGGCAGAAAAGGUGGUUCAGGACGCACUGAAUCGUGUGUCAAUCAACAAGACAACCCUCAUCAUUGCACACAAGCUUGCUACUGUCAAGAAAGCUGAUAACAUUGUCGUCAUGAGCUACGGCAAAGUCAUCGAGCAAGGCACGCAUAACGAGCUGAUCGAUCGAGACGGUCAAUAUGCGUCACUUGUCAGAGCACAGGAUCUGGGUGGGGAUCAGGGCGAAGCUGACUUCACCAAGGAGCAGGAAGAUUCUGCUCUGGAACGACGUGCAACUCUCCAGCGCACUAAAUCAGAAGCCCGCUCUGUCGCCGAUGACGCCGAAGCUCAGAAUCUUGCCAAGGGUACACUUGACUUGUCGCUUCUCAGGUGUAUCUGGAUCAUGUUCUAUGAGCAGAAAGACCUAUAUUGGUGGUUCCUCCUGUCCAUGACAGGCUCUGUCAUCGGCGGUGGCACGUUCCCUGCUCAAGCGCUUUUGUUCUCCAGGCUCAUCAACGUCUUUACCCUGCAAGGCCAGGAGGCAAGCAACCAGGCGAACUUUUAUUCUCUCAUGUUCUUCAUUGUCGCGCUAGCGAACUUGUUCGCCUACUUCGCCAUCGGCUGGGCGUGUAAUCACAUCGGGCAAACUGUCACCAAAAGAUACAGGCUCGAGAUGUUCCAUCGCAUCCUGAACCUAGAUGCGGAUUUCUUCGAUCGACCGGAGAAUAGUUCGGGAUCGUUGACGUCGAAACUCUCCUCGCUUCCCACAGCUCUGCAGGAGUUGAUCUCUGCAAACAUCAUGCUCAUGUUCAUUGUCAUCGUCAAUCUAGUCUCGUCGUCGGCACUUGCCAUCGCCUUCGGCUGGAAGGUUAGUUAUGACCUAUCUUCUCCUGAGUUCUUCUCUAUGAUUCACAUGCUGACCACCGCAAAGUUGGGUCUUGUCGUUGUCUUCGGCGGACUUCCACUUCUCGUCAGCGCAGGCUUUGUCCGUAUCCGCCUCGAACAGAAGAACGAGAACGAAGUUGGCAAGCACUUCGCUGAGUCGGCUGCGCUCGCCACCGAAGCUGUGACCUCCAUUCGCACCAUAAGCUCGCUUACCCUCGAAAGCCGCAUCAUGGACGAAUACAACGCCACGUUGAGCGGCAUUGUGACUCGCUCAUCGCGCUCCCUGUUCUUCACCAUGUUCUGGUACGCCAUCUCCCAGUCUAUCGAAUUCCUCAUCAUGGCUCUUGGCUUCUGGUACGGCUCCCGCCUCCUCGCCAACGGUGAAUACAGCACACAGCAAUUCUUCGUCAUCUACAUCGCCGUGAUUUUCGGCGGUCAAGCCGCGGGUCAAUUCUUCGGCUACUCGACCUCCAUCACCAAGGCCAAAGUCGCCGCCAACUACAUUCUCUGGCUACGCACACUCAAAGCCAAGAUCGCCGAAACUCCCGAAAACAAAGGCAUCGGCCCCCUCUCCCGUCCCGGCGAUAAAGACGGUGCCCUCGCCGUCGAAGACGUCGAAUUCCGCUACGCGCAGCGCGACGCCGCCCGCGUCCUCCGCGGCAUCACUCUCGACAUCCCACCGGGCAGCUACGCCGCGUGCGUGGGGCCCUCAGGCUGCGGCAAAUCCACGCUCAUUUCCCUCCUCGAGCGCUUCUACGACCCCACCUCAGGCCGCAUCACCAUCUCCUCCACCGACAUCGCAUCCAUGUCGCCCCGCAACUGGCGCGCCUACAUGUCCCUCGUGCAACAAGAACCCACGCUGUACCAAGGCAGCGUGUCAGAAAACAUCUCCUUGGGCCUCUCCCACACCCCCAGCGAAACCGAGCUCCUAAGCGCGUGCCGCCAAGCCAACGCCCUGGAAUUCAUCCAGUCGCUGCCCGAAGGUCUCGCCACUCCCUGCGGCUCUAAAGGCCUGCAGUUCAGCGGCGGGCAAAGGCAGCGCAUCGCCAUCGCGCGCGCCCUGAUCCGCCAGCCGCGCCUGCUGCUGCUGGACGAGGCCACGAGCGCGCUCGACACGCAGAGCGAGCGCGUCGUGCAGACGGCGCUGGACCAGGCGACCAAAGACAGCAGUCGUACGACGGUGGCGGUCGCGCAUCGCCUCAGCACCAUCAGGCAUGCGGACGUGAUUUUUGUGUUUGCUGGGGGAAAGGUGGCGGAGAGGGGGACGCAUGAUGAGUUGUUGGCGCUGAGGGGUAGAUAUUUUGAGAUGGCGAGGGCGCAGAGUUUGGAUCGAGCUUGA
Messenger RNA from Cyphellophora europaea CBS 101466, 3924 nucleotides. RefSeq lists its product as uncharacterized. Gene Ontology annotation, biological process: transmembrane transport. The transcript has a single exon. NCBI's taxonomy places the organism in Eukaryota, Fungi, Ascomycota, Eurotiomycetes, Chaetothyriales, Cyphellophoraceae. The coding region runs from base 1 to 3924 and encodes 1307 amino acids. The record is from RefSeq and is a predicted model, not a curated record. Gene Ontology annotation, cellular component: membrane. Gene Ontology annotation, molecular function: ATP hydrolysis activity; ATP binding; ABC-type transporter activity.